UUGGAAGAAAAUGAAGAGAGCGAGUGCCGGAGGUGACGUUGCCCCGAGAAACACGUGUUCUGGUCGUCACGCCUCACGUGACGGUUGCGUCACUGGCGCGCUCUCACCAUCAUCGAAGCAGCGAGAAGAAAAGUUUCUCUCUCCACGACGGAGAGCGAGAGUAGAAGGUGGCGAGAGGGGAGAGGCUGGAAGGAAGUUCCGGAGUUGGAACCCCGAGUCCCGCGCGCCCAGUCAUCACGACACGGGCUGCCCGAACGGCUGGGUCGGCCCGGGGAGCUCCUUAAAUCCGACGCAGGCCGGUAGUGUCGUCUUCAACUUUUUCGUUCUGCCAUUUCUAAAAAAAAAAAAGACAUUCGGUACGCUUCGCCUUUCCUGCUUAACUUUCGAAAACGAAAUCCCCUGCUUCUCUUCGACGUGUUGGUGGGAGUGUCAGUUUAUGUAUAAAGGACAGAAGUGAACUUUCGUCGCUGGAUCAUCCUCUUCAACACGUGAAGCUAUGGUUCUGCGCUGCGCUCCCGACUUUUGUGCGUUUGCUGAUGACUCGAAAAUUCUCGCUCACACUGAUCAGCACUGCCCCUCCAGUAAUUCCUCGGACUCCUCUGUGGAUAAUCACUCGGCUCGGUGUUGACACUGCAUCGCACUUGUUCCGUGCCAGCUAAUGUGGGUGUGAAGAGUGUUCACAGACGACGACGGGCCAGAAAAACGCUGUCAUCGAGAAGAGGAGAGUUGACUGCAGUGACCUCUUGUAAUGUUUCCCGUUUCUUUAGCGACUGCUCAAUUCGUGCGCGUAAAACGAACAGCGCCUUCUUUCGUUAUUUAAACCAUCUAUUUACGAACUGAGGACUUGCGACCACGACAAGAUUCGAGCUGGAAGCCGUUUCGCUACAGCGCACCGACAUCUCUCCCACGCAACAAUAUCAAAUCGCAGCGGUAGGAGACGUCGACAACACGGCCACGAUGAAGGGGCUUGCGACGACCGCGGCGAGACAGGUCCGGUCGCCUUCCGAGGCCAGAGGAGCAUGAUCCCACCGCAGCCGGCGUCUUCCCUGGCGCAUACGGACGUAACUACCAACAUGCCUUCCACUGACGAAGACGACACGGGUCUGCCCGUCGACGACCCACUGGUGACGCUAAACGCGUCAGUGGCCGCCGAAAUGCUCCUCCUGGCGCUGGGCCCAAAGCGCGACCCGCUGACCACGGUUAUCCCAAUGACGCUCAUCUACUCCGUCCUGCUCGUCUCCGGAGUGGUCGGCAACGUCUGCACGUGCAUCGUCAUCGCGCGCAACCGAUACAUGCACACGGCGACCAACUACUACCUCUUCAGCUUGGCCGUCUCCGACCUCCUUCUCCUGGUGCUCGGGCUACCGCAAGAACUGUACCAACUGUGGCAGCGGCACCCGUACGUGUUCGGGGAGGCCUUCUGCGUGCUCCGAGGCCUGACCUCGGAGACCUCGACCAACGCGUCCAUACUGACCAUCACGGCGUUCACCAUCGAACGCUACGUGGCCAUCUGCCACCCGCUCCGGGCCCACACCAUGUCCAAGCUGUCCCGGGCCGUCAAGUUCGUCGUGGCCAUCUGGGUCCUGAGCGCCGUGUGCGCCGUCCCGCUCGCGGUCCAGUUCGGCAUCGUCCACCAGACGCUGGACGGCACCACGGUGCUGCCGGAGACGGCGGCGUGCACGGUCAAGGACCCGCUGGAGCACGCCUUCGAACUGUCCACGUUCGUCUUCUUCCUGCUGCCCAUGAGCGUCAUCCUGGUGCUGUACGUCUGCAUAGCGCUGCAGCUGAAGCGCUCCGACGCCCUCUCGCGCCAGGACGUGCACCACAAGUGCCCGAGCUCGAACAACACCAGCAGCAGCGUCGUCAACGGGAAGGGCGGCGCCGACUCCUCCUCGGGGCACAAGCAGGGGUCGGCCGCGGUGCAGCCGCUGCCCAGCAAGCUGCAGAGGGGCUGCCAGCUGAGGAAGUCGGUGCGCGGAGGGGCGGCCGCGUCGUCGUCCCGCAAGGCGGUCAUCAACAUGCUGAUCGCCGUGGUGGUGGCGUUCUUCAUCUGCUGGGCCCCGUUCCACGCUCAGCGCCUGAUGGCCGUCUACGCCAAGGUGCCGACGCCGGCGCUCGAGAUCGCCUUCAACCUGCUCACGUACGUCUCGGGCGUCACGUACUACGUGAGCGCCACCAUCAACCCCAUCCUGUACAGCAUCAUGUCGCUCAAGUUCCGCCAGGCCUUCCGGGACACGCUGAUGCGCUGCUGCAGCCGCCACCGGGCCACGCGCCACGGUAAGUCGGUCGUGUCGGUCACCUUCCCGUCCGGCUUCCGGUCCACCUUCCGCUCCUCGCUGGCCUUCGAGACGUCCGACUUCACGCUCCUCACGGACGGCGGACCGCCGCCCCCCUACACCGUCGAGGCGUUGCUCGCCCAGAGGGCGCGGAACGUCAUCGUCUCCAUUGACGAGUGUAGCGAGCCCGGGACCAGCAGCAGUCGCAAGGCUAGCUCCAUCUCCAACAGCAGCCUCCAGAUGGUGCCCAGGGACGCGUUUGACCACGCGGAGCGCCUCUCCGAUCGGAUGGUCGAGCUAGGUAGCUGUGGUUGAGUGAGGCCCCAAAAUCAAUGGCCGAUCAGCUGAAUUUGCUUGCGAGGAGCGACAGACGACGUCACAGUCGGACCGGUCGACCACUCCCGCUGACCUGUUCUGGGCUCUGCAGGAACUCAUUUAAUAGGCAGGGACUACACCCGGACGUCAGACCAAGUCUUUGGAAUACUGUUUCAUCAGCCUGGUUCUGGUGCUGGCACACGCCGCGCCCUCCCUUUUACUGCAGAAGACAGAAUCUGCACCGUCAACGCAGGCUCAGUCUAGGCGUGGCCGAUUUUUCGGCGAGCUAUUGAGGUGCCUGCGUAUUGUGGCCGAGUUUAAUUUCAAAUCUCUUGGACCUCGCAGUCCUCUUGGUGUCUUCGGGCUCAGAACAACCAUGGCCGGUUGUUCCUACCCCACCUGCUGACCUUGUACAGGCGAGGUUGUUUUCCUGUCCUCAGGCUUUUGAAGUAAGUGGCCCCACUCCAGGUUUGCUUUCUGCAGACGACACACCCGGCUUGGCGUUUGUGGCUUUCGGCACUUCUGGAACAGGCAGUCCGAACCGCUGUUUAGAAGUCCCGCAUUUUCUCACUCACUCCCCACGUCACCCUCGCUCUUGUCGUGAUGACUUUCCAAUUUACCACUACCGAUUGCUUCAGCUUAUAACGAGUAGCCUUGCCUGCGCUCCACCUUGUCUUGUGCGUACAGUGUGGCGGUAAUUUACACCAAUUAACUUCACCUCAAGACGCACGACCUUAAAGAAACCAGAAGAUCUGACCAUUCAGUUACUCUACAUAAUUUUGAUUAUUCAUAAAGACGAAUGAUUUGUUUUGACAUAUAUUACGCAUGAGCCAACUACUAAAAUACUGCAGCUGACCAAUUUUCUGUUAAAACCACAGUGUAAUUUUUAUUGUUUCUUUCCACGGUAGCCACAUUUAAGUUUUCGCUGAAAGAAAUUGAUAUCGAAGUACCUAUGGAGCCGCAGGUACACAUGACGAGCUUUUAGAAGGAUCACAAACUGCCAUAUUUUUAGAGCGCCAGUACACGAGGCAGGGCACGCUUUAAGAUCAUCGUAAGAACAUGACUAUUUACAAGACACGUUCUCAACGCUGACGUCCACAUAUUUUUAGCUCGUAGAAAAAGGUGGGGAGAAGUCAAGGUACACGUUUGUCCUCUGUAAAGUUUGCCAGACGCUGAUCUCCAUUACGUUUCGCGGCACCGACUCCUUUGCUGUCGUUAUGGUGUAUAGACUAGAAAGUAAAGUGCAUAGGGCAGCGGUCUAGCCGCGACGUUCGUAACCGCGUACCUAAUCUCCUCUCUCUCUCUCUCUAGUGUAGGUACAAGUGUUUCGGUGUCGUCAGCUCUCCUCGAGUUCAUCCGGUAAAUGUAUUUGCCUAGAGUAGGGUGUGUGCAUGUGUAGCGUUGCGUCCUCCGUUUUGACAGCAGCUGUGUUGCGUCUGCUGCUUCGGUGAUGUCGAUGCGCGUUCCUUUGGAGUCAGUUGGGCUACGGCAAUUUCGAUUUGCGCUGCCAUCGUGUAGCGGUUGUGUCGCUCUGGCAUAGCAGUGUGUUGUUAAGUGUACUCCGUUUGUACAGUUGCCAUUCUCAAAGGCGGCUCUUGCCUUGACAGUGGCAAUAACUGUGUUCGAUGUUAUCUUGUACUCAGCUUUGUCCAGUGGUCUGAACAGUGCUAAUUUACCUUGUGAUGAGCGAGUGUGUGCGUUUGAGGCAGUGAUGUGGAAUUUUGUCCUGACUAGACUAUUUUUGAGAAAGAAGUUUGCGGAUGUGGAUGAAUGGUAUUUAAGAAGUUCUCACUCUCAGUCUUGCGACUUUGAGACCUCCUCCUUCUGUAUUUACUUGUAUACCUGUAUUUGAAGGGUUAUAUUUGCUGUGUUUCAGAGUGUUUGAAGAUGUAUGUUAGCAGAUAGUAAUCUAAUUUAUUUAUCUAUAUUAUAGCGUAUGCGUUACAACUGUUCACAUUGUUUCUUUGUACUUGCUUUCUUCCAAAGAGAGGCUGUAAAAGACAUUCUAACCAUGUUUCAUUGCUUUAUUUAUUCGAUUUAUGCAGAGCGUAUUUUUCUAGUAAAGAUUAACCUCAAAUCUAAAAGAACGUUAUCUUUAAACCUCACACCACGCUGCAUUGCGCAACACGUGCAACGGCCUGGGAGCUAUAAGUGGCGGAAGAAAUCUUGACGUAACUUUUGUGACAUCAUUUUGUCUGUGAUCUUUUAAAAGUAUUUCUUCCUGUUGAGACAGAAUAUGUAAGGUAUAUAAAUUCAUUUCGUACUUUACAAGUCAACAAACAGCAAAUGUAUGAAGACUUGUUAAUUAGCAGCUGUAUUUUUCUUAUCAGCGGUUACAGAGCAAUUCUAGGCUCAAGACUGCCAUGCAUGCGACGCGCGCGUCCGGACGAAAAUACCACUUGGUUAAAAAAAGCAGGCUUCCCUGUAACACAUAGUACGCAUGCUACUGUCGUUAGAAGGGGUGAAGGCUGAGUAUGGUCAGGCAUUUAUUCUAUCCAAUUUAAUAAAGCAAUAGUGUCCUGCUUAAUGUGGAGAUUGGCUCACUGGGAUGUUUACUCUGAGAUAAUGUUUGACCACCGAAACAAAAACUAUUAAGUGAAAUUACAGCACAAUCAGCUUGAAAAUUUCGGAGCACAAGGGAAGCAAUAAGAGAAAUUUUGCUUGCGAACAAAAAAACACUGCCAUUUUUGCUAGCCAAACAAGUUUACACAUUUUUGAACAAACUAACACCGAUUUCUCAUAUGCUGUCAUUUCCAUUAAUGUCCUAAAGCCGCUUGCUAGCACAGAUAAUUAACGUUAGUAGAACUUCCAUAAAAGCUUUCAAGAACAGCUCACGUAGCAUGCAGAUUUGAAGGCUUAGCAAAAAUGUGCAGUUGAUAGGCAAUAUACAAGCAAUUUCGACAAUUUCUCAUCCCAGUCGCGUAUGCAUUCUGCACUUUUCCGCUUUCGAAGUGCAAUAUUCAGGCAUAGACUCAACCUAGUACUCACUCUAGAUGCUGCUACAGUGCUCAGGUCACGUAUAACCGUAGUAGGCAAGACUGAGGUAGCUACCAUACUUCCUAGAAUUAGCUUGAUGUUCAACGCUUUUGCACGUUUGAAAGUCCACUUUAGAGCAGAACGUCGAAAAAUGCUGGAGAGAUGUGCCAUACCACUAUCUCGAACAGCAGUGCUGUCAGCUGUACUCGGACACCAGCGACCACAAACGCUUUGCCUCAAAUUUAACUUGCAAGAGUUCAGAUGCGGUAGAGGUUACUGAUGAUUACUCACUUUUCUGUCGCAUUUUUGCGUUCAAUGCUGAAUUGUGCCUGACAAUGUGUUCAAAUGUGUGCUCAUAACACACAUCAGGGUACUAGAUUAAAACAACAAAUAGCGUAACUUACCGCAAAGCACGAGCUAGCUUCGGUGUUGUACUAUAGCAGCAUGCCGUAUCAUUGCAUGUUCGCUCUUUCGCAUUCACUUCAAUGUUGUAUCUCUGUCAACGUUGCACAUAAACAUUACUGUACUCUGUAUCCAUUUAAAACGUGCAACAUGCAUCUCUGGACUUAUGACCUCUGGUUUUUUGUGGCUGAGAAGGCAUUGAAAGCUUAAAUUACGAGCGCUGGCACCUUAUCGGCUCAAGAGGCGGCUGAUAUAGUAGUGUGUCCUAGUUAAAUACAAAUAUGAGUGAUCAAGACGUUGCACCAUCGUUGCUCAUAAGCAAGAGCUUUGCCUAGUUUGGUUUGUUUUCUAGAUAACCAUGUUUUAGAAGACUCCUGGAAAUACAUCUUGAGGGACAUACCACAGACACGUGCAUAUAAUCACGGCCUCUACGCUGACCGCCUUAUGUCAGACACUUGAAUUAUCGCAUUUUUCUGGCAGAAUAAACCGAGGUCCAUGGACGCUAUUAAUACGCCAAUGAACUUAAUUUACGCUCACGGCCCACCUGGGUAAUGAGCAAAGACGAUAGCGUGACAUGUAUUGAAAAGAUCAACUUUGCCAUGCUCUGUGUCACGGUCAUAGGUCCAGAACGAAGCUCGUGCUUAUCGCGUCACUAGCUGCAGUCAUCUUUCUCUCUCUGGCGUGCCUCUUUCAAUGCUUUUUUCUCUGCCUGCUGCGAGCAUUUUACCCUCCUGUGUGUUCUUUCUCGGCCAUGCUAAAUAAACCUCUCGGCGUCUGCCUCACAUCA
Dermacentor andersoni is the source of this 6756-nucleotide messenger RNA. RefSeq names its product pyrokinin-1 receptor-like. Gene Ontology annotation, molecular function: neuromedin U receptor activity. Gene Ontology annotation, cellular component: plasma membrane. The record is from RefSeq and is a predicted model, not a curated record. Gene Ontology annotation, biological process: neuropeptide signaling pathway. Lineage: Eukaryota; Metazoa; Arthropoda; Arachnida; Ixodida; Ixodidae.